Ilyonectria robusta is the source of this 1228-nucleotide messenger RNA. RefSeq lists its product as uncharacterized. The coding region runs from base 170 to 1063 and encodes 297 amino acids. The record is from RefSeq and is a predicted model, not a curated record. The transcript has a single exon. NCBI's taxonomy places the organism in Eukaryota, Fungi, Ascomycota, Sordariomycetes, Hypocreales, Nectriaceae.
GUCGCAUAAUAAACUAUAUUUAAAUCUAGCUUGACUACCGGAAUACUGCCACUCUCCAAAUCCGUGUUCAUAUAGUAUCGUGCAAACUAUCUGCGUUUCUCCUCGAUCCAGCCACAACGAAACUCACCAGCCGUCUCCCCCACAUCGUCGACCAGUAGAGACUUUCAGCAUGGAAGAACAUGAUAAGACUGGGGGUAAUGCGGGAGAGGGCGAUGGCAGAAUAUCCAACAAUACCAAGGGUAAGGAGAAACAUGCAUCUACCAGUGCCUCUAGAUCCAUCGCCAACCGCCUCCAAGCUUCCGGGAGGUUGGCGCUCAACGCAGUGACUGGUGGCCCUGACCUAGCCAGCCAGCAAGUUGGGGAAAAGGGUGCGGCGAGCUUCAGCAACCUUGACACGUCAAAGGCAGGGGAGGCAUCGUCACACAGGCUGCACUGGACAGGAAUGGGCGAUUCCAUGAGAAUGCAAACAUCAUUGGACACCAGCACGGCAUCUCGGGCGUUUAAUGAUUUUGUUGGGUCUGGGUCUUCUUUGGACUUUGAGCAACAGCAUCACCAUCAGCAGUCAUAUCAACGAGAUUCAUCAUUCGUCAAGCAACAGAGGGUGGACGGCGCAGCAGUUGUCAAUCUGCUCGAUGGACCCGACGACGAUGAGCUUGACUUGGGAGCUCAUACUGAUGCGGCCGAUGACGAUGGUCUAUCUCCCGAGGCGGCGGCCAAGCUUCGAGAAGCCCUCUUUAAUUCCACACAUCUCGAGCCCCGUUGGGACGAUAUGCUCAACUUCACCCCGGACUUUCUCAGCGAGCCGGCUGCCUCGGCGGAGGAUGCGCAGCUCCACCUAGGGACCAGGAACCUUGACGAGGCACGAAGCAUCUGGCUCCAUCAAUGGAGCGACGUUCUCUCCUCAUACACUGACCAGGUUUGGGGCGACCUGGAGCCGCUGGCGGCGGAGGCUCGGCGCGAGGUGGAAGAGCUGUCUUCCAGGGAAGCCGUCCCCAACCAAGCGCCAGAAACGAAGGCACUUGAUCGGUUGAGACAGAUCCUGGCCCACGUCCGGGGCCAUUGAUGAUGAUUAACUGCGGAACAGGGCCCCCUUGUAUGCAUAUUAUUCACUUUGUCUUCAAGCAGUCUACUACAUAGUACACUUGUUAAUGAACCACCUACGAACUAAGGGUUGACUAGGAGGCAUUUGACGGCCAGGGAGCGGUUGCUUGGUGGGCUGUGGAUGCGG